AUGAAACGGCCUGCUGCCCAAAAGGGCGAGAGCCCAAAACGCCCCCGCCAUGGACACGAAUGCGGGGACACUGGCCCGUCCCGGUAUGCCAUCACCUUCGGAGAGGUGGCGUUGUUGCACGUCGGCGGAAAGGAGCUAGGCACCCUUCGCGAGAAGGGUUUCUCCGUGGCCGAGUUGCGGGAGCUGGCCUCCAGUCUGAGCGGUUUCAGGGUGGAGCUGGUCAUGCUGAGCGAUGCACUGCCAGAGAAGCACAGGAAGGAGAACGAGGCAGCCACUCUGGUCAUCCGAAACGGCGCAGCUGCGUUCCUGGGCGGCGAUGCGGCACAGAAGCUUCUCGGUGAACAGCAAGCCCUGAAGUACGACUUUAAGUACUGGGAUGCCCGGCGCUCGCGCACGCUGAACAAGCGAGCUCGCUACAACCUGGUGUUUGCGGAGGAAGGGGCGCAGCCCUCGGCCGACUUCAAGCAGUACACUGUGCAGGCAUUUGGUGGCUUGCCUCACCUGGCUGCAUUCCGCGCCAUGCUGCCACAGAAGCUUGGGGAGAAAGCCCGUGACCUGUGCGCGGAGGGCAACCAUUACUUCGAUGAAUCUACCGGGAUUGGCUUCCACGGGGACAGCGAGAGGAAGAUCGUGGUGUGUUUGAGCCUAGGGCGCAGCUCUAUCCUUCGAUACUGCUGGCGCAUGCCGGGCUCUUCUACCAAUGGCCCGCCCAUCGACAUCGAGAUCCACCACGGCGACGUCUACGUGAUGUCCGAGAAAGCCACGGGCUUUGAUUGGCGGAGCCGCUCCAAGGUGCGGGUGGUCCAUGCUGCAGGCUCCGAUAAGUACAUAGGGUGA
Molecule: messenger RNA, 837 nt
Organism: Effrenium voratum
Lineage: Eukaryota; Dinophyceae; Suessiales; Symbiodiniaceae
Source: the annotation of a GenBank genome assembly